AGAGCAAAGGCCGAUCGAGCCAGGCCAGAUGUCAGAUCAAAUCGGCUGGACGGACCGCGGAUCGAUCCAGAACCGCCACAAGCACCGCCACAUGCCUGGCCAACAAAGACAUGAUGCCGAAGUGGGUCCUGUCGUCACAGGCGAAGGCCUCGCCCUCGCCCUGCGGCAGAAGUAGCGACGCAUCGGCCGCAUGCCCGGCGACAUCACGGGCAUCCUGCAUGUGCGGGGCCAGGGCGUCCGCUGCCGGCGGCGGAUUGCCCUCGGGAACUGUGGCGUCGCAGGCGAGAAGUCCAUUUCGGCGGACUGCCGUUCCAUCGCUUCCUUUCUCCUGUCUGGUCCUCGCCCAGAGAUGGCAUCGCCAGAGGCAUCCCCGACUCCAGGCGACUCCAAUGAUCCUUCUGCCGGCGUGCUCUCGCUCGCUACCAUGGGUGGGCUGGCUUUUGUGGGUCUCGCCAUCAUGUCCUGCCUGAUUCUUGCCCUCCUCCGAUACAGUCGCAUCCAGGGAUUCAUAUCGGCAAGCCUGCCAUCCUACCGCUCCUCAUAUCUGGACCUGCCCGCCUAUGUCUCUCAAGAAGCCUUGGUGGCCGAAACACCACCGCCCUCGUACAACAUGGACGAGCUCAGUCUUGCGAUCCCACAAGCAGCCCAGCAGCGAGCACAGCUCACACCGACUUCAUCAAUCCGUCCUGGAACACCUGGCUCCCGUCGCUCAUGGAGGGUUUCAGGUCUUUAGGCAGACGCUCUUGUCAAGAAUAGACUGCCAUCGCCACUGCCAUCCGCCCAAAAGAGAGCCAUCAGUUUGAAUACGACCCCUUGCAGAAUCCGAAAUAGAGCAAACCUGAGAUGAACAUGAACAACUGUCCGCCC
Molecule: messenger RNA, 867 nt
Organism: Polychytrium aggregatum
Lineage: Eukaryota; Fungi; Chytridiomycota; Chytridiomycetes; Polychytriales
Exons: 2
Coding region: 191-733 (180 amino acids)
Source: RefSeq, a predicted model, not a curated record